AUGUCCCCGUUCAGUCAAGGCUCAUCUACAAAUGCCAUCGUCAAUGGCAGUGGAAGGCUCUCGUUGCUGUCGCCUUACAAGCCAACCGGCUCGGAACUGGGCGACGGUGUGGACACGAAUACCAAUGCACUUCCCCAUCCUCCCCCCAACCAUAUUCCAGCAUGGAAUCCUCAAAAGCCUACUUUGACUCCAGGACUCGACACGGGGUCGCAAAGUACUGAUGAUGUUUCUCGUGACCUGGAUACAGACACGGUUCACGGUACGCCAAAUGACUCAGCCACGACGGCUUCAUUUCUAUCCACGGCCAGUCACAAAAAGUCGACGUCGCCGUUGGCCACUCUAAAUGCACUUUCUUCGUUCUCUUCCGCUGCAGACCCCAAAGAAACUGAGAGUAGACCCCACUCUCCCAGAUACCGGCCCAAAUCCUCUAUCCCGUCGAGGCUCCCCGCCGGCGUUUACGCUCAGCAGUGCAUUGCGGCCGCAUAUGCCUCUCGACUCAACCCAUAUGCUCUCCAUAAAAAGGAACAAGAGGCGUUGCAGGAUCAUCUUUGUCACCUGCACGUCACCGUGUAUCUGAAUAUUCGAAAUGGUAUUCUCCGACUGUGGACACGAAACCCAAUGGUGAGCGUUACCAAAGAGGAGGCGCUAGGCUGCGCAAAGGACUAUCGAUGGAUGAACCUCGCCUCCUUUGUGUAUGAAUGGUUAAUCCGGAACGGAUACAUCAAUUUUGGCUGUGUCGAGAUCCCAACUGCCCUGGUGUCCAGCAAGAAAGGCCGCCGGAGGGAUGGUCCCGUUAUUGUCGUAAUUGGAGCAGGAAUGGCAGGUCUAGGCUGCGCACGCCAGCUGGAGGGCCUCUUUCAGCAUUAUCACGAUCAGGCCGCUUCGCCCCGUGUUGUUGUCUUAGAGGGAAGACGCAGGAUUGGAGGACGUAUCUAUUCUCACCCCCUGCAGAGCCUUCGCUCGUCCAAACUACCCCCUGGGCUUGUCCCCAAGGCGGAGAUGGGGGCGCACAUCGUUGUGGGCUUCGAUCAUGGCAACCCGUUAGAUCAGAUCAUUCGAGGCCAGCUGGCACUUUCGUACCACCUAUUACGCGAUAUCUCAACCAUUUAUGACAUAGACGGCUCUCCGGUGGAUGAACUACGGGACGCGAUGGAUGAAAGGCUCUAUAAUGAUGUUCUGGACCGGUCGGGAUUCUAUCGACAUAAAUCCGUCAUUGUUCCUACCGCAGAGGGGAACCGAGAAUUCAUCGACUCUGGCCGAGACGUGUCAACGAGCGACGGUCUCACAGUAAGGCAGUACGAGGAAGCAAGGGCAUCUGGCACCAUCGGACAAUUGUUUCCCAACAAACGAGUUCGUCGGGGUGUAGGCCACAAGACUGCCGAUAUUAAAACCGGAGCACCGGCGGCAGACCUCGAUCGCAACGAAGAGCAUCCGGUCGCCCUGGCUUCUCAAACCAUGGGAUGGAAACUGAAUCCCGGAGUCUCGGUAAAUGAUACCCUGAACCUAGAUCCCAUUGCGAAAGCCUCGCGGUUCCAGACCCUCGGGGCUGUGAUGGACGACGGCAUCCGGCAGUAUCAGCGCAUGCUGCAACUGUCGCCAAAGGACCUGCGAUUGCUCAAUUGGCAUCUUGCCAACUUGGAAUAUGCGAACGCUACCAAUAUCGACCAGCUAAGUCUUUCUGGCUGGGACCAGGACAUCGGUAAUGAAUUUGAAGGCGAGCACUCGCAGGUUGUGGGUGGCUAUCAACAAGUGCCGUACGGACUGUAUGCAUGGCCGACGAGGCUUGAUGUCCGACCGAACAAGGCCGUGUCCAAGAUCACCUACGACCCGACCGGGCUCGGAAAGCAAAAGGCAGUGGUUCAGUGUGAGGACGGGGAUUCGAUCGUGGCGGACAAGGUGGUUUUCACCUGCCCGUUGGGCGUCCUCAAAGACCGCUCGAUCCAGUUCUCGCCGUCUCUUCCCUACUGGAAACUCGGUGCCAUUGAUCGGCUCGGUUUUGGCGUCAUGAACAAGGUUAUCCUGGUGUUCGAACAGCCAUUCUGGGAUACGGAGAGGGAUAUGUUUGGGCUUCUCCGCGAACCCCAGACUCGAGACAGCAUGGCGCAAGAGCACUACUCAGCAAAUCGUGGCCGAUUCUAUUUGUUCUGGAAUUGCAUGAAGACGACCGGUCUUCCCGUUCUAAUUGCACUGAUGGCCGGAGACGCGGCGCUUCAAGCAGAGUGCACGCCCGAUGCCGAAAUCAUCGCUGAAGUCACCGGCCAACUUCGCAACGUCUUCAAGCACGCUGCCGUUCCUGACCCGUUGGAGACCAUAGUUACGCGGUGGCGCUCGGACAAGUUCACUCGCGGCAGUUACUCCUACGUGGCCGCUCAAGCACUCCCUGGGGACUAUGAUUCAAUGGCCCAGCCGAUUGGAAACCUCCAUUUCGCGGGAGAAGCCACCUGUGGCACGCAUCCGGCCACAGUCCACGGCGCGUACCUGUCAGGCCUGCGAGCCGCCUCCGAGGUCAUCGACUCUCUUCUAGGACCGAUCGAGCUGCCGCAUCCGCUGGUCCCAGAGAAGGGCAAAGCGGACUUCUUCUCCGUCAACACUCCGCCGACCAGCGGCCAGAAACGCAAGCAACCAGCGCCCUCCCUCGCUAAUUUAGAACCAGCAGCUCUGCCGGCGCCCAAAUCCCCCGAAGCCGCCCUUCGAGAGGCCUACGAACAUGCCAUGUGGGCAGCCAUCCACUCUGAAAUAGGGCCCCCCGUGCCUCGACCGGCGCGAACGGUUGGCCUGAACCCCUUCCUCCUCUACCAGAAGGACUACUGGGUCCCAUGCCGCCUCCAAUGCGACGAGACGCGCCGCAAAGCGACGAACGACCCCAACGCCAAGGCCGCCCGCGACGAGAUCCGCCACGCCCUGGGACUGAUGUGGCGACAGGCCCGAGAGGAUGUGAAACGGCCGUACAUCGAACAAGCGGAGGUCAAUCAGCAGACCAACGCCGAGAUGAGCUCCCGUUGGCGGCAGAACAUGGCCGAGUGGGAGAAGAAGAUGGACCGGGUGAAGGAGCGUUGGUGUGCGGCCCAUCCGUUUGAUUUGUGGAAAUCCGCUGGGGCAGCGAAUGCGGGCAUGCUGAUGCCAAUGCUCAUCCCGCCAGCAUCAGUGCUACCAAUAUCAAUGGCACCAAUGGAUCGCAGCCACAAGAACAAGACCCUAUACCCCAAUCCACUACCAUAG
Aspergillus steynii IBT 23096 is the source of this 3219-nucleotide messenger RNA. It is a transcript of the gene aof2, whose product is annotated as putative lysine-specific histone demethylase Aof2. Gene Ontology annotation, molecular function: protein binding; oxidoreductase activity. The transcript has 2 exons. The record is from RefSeq and is a predicted model, not a curated record. The coding region runs from base 1 to 3219 and encodes 1072 amino acids. NCBI's taxonomy places the organism in Eukaryota, Fungi, Ascomycota, Eurotiomycetes, Eurotiales, Aspergillaceae.